AUGACAAGCAACAAUGUCGAGAACUUUGAUGAGCCUGUUGUGCCGCCAAAACGCCUAUCAUAUUGGGCUCUUAUGACCGAUCAGGGGGCCGUCACCGACGAUAUCUUACAUCACGAUUAUGAGGGUUCUGGCACAGAAAAUGAUCCUUAUAUGGUGACCUGGAUCCCAGAUGACCCUCGGAACCCAUUGAACUUCAGUCUAAAGAGGAAGAUUAUUAUACUGGGUACUACAGCCUUCGCAACCUUGAUCGUAUCCUUCACUUCAUCAGCAUACGUCGGUAGCUUAUCAAUGGUCAUCCAUCAUUUUGGUGUGAGUAAUGAAGUGGCCACCCUUGGUUUGUCCUUGUUUAUCCUAGGUUUUGCUAUAGGACCUUUAAUAUGGGCUCCUCUAAGUGAGACCAUUGGAAGACAAAUACCGUUCUUCUUCAGCUUUCUAAUCAUGGCUGCAUUCACCGGUAGCUGCGCUGGCGCUCAAAACAUCGAGUCAUUGAUUAUCCUCCGCUUCUUCGCAGGUGCAUUUGGCUCGUCGCCAUUGACCAAUGCAGGAGGUGUCAUAUCCGAUUUGUUCAACGCGAAGCAACGUGGCCUUGGAUUGUGCUUAUUUGCUGCAACCCCUUAUCUAGGCCCUGCUCUCGGACCUUCAAUCGGUGGCUAUCUCGGCACUGCUGCUGGCUGGCGAUGGAUUGAAGGGUUCUUAGCUUUAUGCACCUUACUUGUCUGGGUUUUGGUGUCUUUCCUGGUGCCUGAGACCUACGCACCUGUACUCCUUCGGAAACGCGCCGAGAAGUUGACCAAAAUGACCGGCCAAAGUUAUGGGAGUAAAACAGAUCUCGAAAAAGGCAAAGUCACCCUCACGAAACGACUUCAAACUGCCCUGUCUCGCCCAUGGAUAGUACUCGUUCAUGAGCCGAUCGUUCUACUGUUCACUUUCUACACGGCCAUCGUAUAUGGAACACUUUACAUGCUUUUUGGUGCAUUUCCAGUGGUCUACGAAGAAGGCCGUGGCUGGAGUCCUGGGCAAGGCGGUCUUCCCUUUCUCGGUGUCAUGGUCGGAAUCUUCAUUGGAACCAUUUACUCAGUAUUUGACAACAAACGUUAUGUUCGAGUUCAGGAGCGACAUGAUGGUUUUGCGCCCCCAGAAGCCCGUCUACCUCUUUGCAUGGUAGCUUCAACCACUUUACCGAUUAGCAUGUUUUGGUUUGCCUUUUCGAACUCACCUUCCACACAUUGGAUGGUGAGUGUGGCAGCAAUGGUACCAUUCGGAUUUGGUAUCAUGUUGAUAUAUCUGGGUGUUGUGAAUUACCUAUUGGAUGCCUAUACCGUUUAUGCAGCAUCUGUCCUGGCCGGUAUGUCUAUUAUACGAUAUAUGUUCGGAGCCAUUUUCCCACUUUUCACAACUCCAAUGUAUCGAGCAUUGGGAAUUCAUUGGGCGUCCUCUAUCCCCGCCUUUAUCUCGGUAUUAUGCCUACCAAUACCAUUUUUGUUCUACAAAUAUGGCUCGGCAAUAAGAUCGCGUUGCAGAUUUGCGGCUGAGUCGCAGCAAUAUACGCAGAAACUACAAGAAGCUGCCAGUAGGCGUGGGAUAAACCAAGAGGGACCCAAGAAGGAGGAAGAAAAGUCGACGUCAUCUGUCAUACCUAAAUCUGAUGAUCUCGAACUUCAGAGAGUGGUAUCUGUACAUUAA
Messenger RNA from Exophiala bonariae, 1683 nucleotides. RefSeq lists its product as uncharacterized. Gene Ontology annotation, cellular component: plasma membrane. The coding region runs from base 1 to 1683 and encodes 560 amino acids. NCBI's taxonomy places the organism in Eukaryota, Fungi, Ascomycota, Eurotiomycetes, Chaetothyriales, Herpotrichiellaceae. Gene Ontology annotation, molecular function: transmembrane transporter activity. The transcript is spliced from 3 exons. Gene Ontology annotation, biological process: transmembrane transport. The record is from RefSeq and is a predicted model, not a curated record.